Molecule: messenger RNA, 3322 nt
Organism: Mizuhopecten yessoensis (Yesso scallop)
Lineage: Eukaryota; Metazoa; Mollusca; Bivalvia; Pectinida; Pectinidae
Product: angiopoietin-1 receptor-like
Exons: 17
Coding region: 91-2256 (721 amino acids)
Biological process (GO): protein phosphorylation; multicellular organism development; cell surface receptor protein tyrosine kinase signaling pathway
Cellular component (GO): signaling receptor complex
Molecular function (GO): ATP binding; transmembrane receptor protein tyrosine kinase activity
Source: RefSeq, a predicted model, not a curated record
CGUGAUUGGGUCACAGGAAGGAAGUCCUCGUGUGCUGGUUACGUCAGCCCUCUCCUGCAGUCAGACUAGUGGCCGUGGCUCCGAGACACAAUGAACAUAUCCAGUAUGGCGACAGCACACGUCUAUUCCUUCUCCAGGAAAAGUAGUGAAGGAAUCAUAUUUAUGCUGUGUGUUUUCUUGGGAUUAUUGUCUCUUGUACAGUCAAGUACUCAAGGGUGUAAAAAUCACUGUAUGCAUGGAUGUAACACGCCAUGCCUGGGGAGAUGUGCGGCCGGCUGGAAAGGAGCUGACUGUGACAAACCUUGUGAGGGGUUUUACUACGGUAUCAGCUGUGUCCAUUCGUGUGGACACUGUCGGAACGAUGCGACCUGUGAUCAAGUCAGCGGAGAGUGCAUUAACGGUUGUGUGCCGGGCUGGACCGGUCAGUUCUGUAACCGAUCAUGCGAGCCGUUUAGAUACGGUCUGGACUGCUCCGCAAAGUGUGGCCAUUGUCGACAGGACAAGGCGUGUAACACAGUAUCUGGGAAGUGUAGCGCUGGGUGUAAGCAAGGAUGGACCGGCGAGAGAUGCGAUACAGUAUGCAUAGAGGGUCUCUUCGGAUUGGACUGUGCUAUUGAAUGUGGUCAUUGCACUGACAAUGAGUCCUGUGACCACAUGACAGGUGCAUGCAGAAAUGGUUGUGCAGCAGGCUGGUCAGGAGAGAAUUGCGUGAGAAGAUGUACCCGAGGAUACUUUGGUAAAGGGUGCCUUAGGAAAUGUGGUAACUGCAGGAACGGAACAUGUGAUCACGAGACUGGCAGGUGCCUGUACGGAUGUGCAAAGGGCUGGCAGGAACCAACAUGCCAAGAAAAGUGUCGGCCGGGUACGUUCGGUGAGAAUUGCAGCAUGGUGUGUGGUCAGUGUUACAAGAACACGACAUGUGACAGCCGGGGUAUAUGUACCGAAGGUUGCCGGCCAGGCUGGAGGGGGCGAAGGUGUGAAGUCAGUUGUGAAAAAGGAUACUAUGGCCAUGGCUGUACAUACAAAUGUGGAAUGUGUGGUGGCAAUGCUUCUUGUAACCUUACAACAGGAGAAUGCCCCAAUGGCUGCGCGGAUGGAUAUACAGGACUACGGUGCCUUGAUGUAUCUGGGAGAAGUAUGUCAUACGAGAUGUCCAGUGCUAUAGUACCUGUACUUGUCUCCUGUAUUGUGACCUUGACCUUGUUGUUUACCGCCACGAUAGUAUACUUCCUAUUCCUUAGGCCACGCCAUGGCAGGUUCCUUAGCCGGUUCUACAGGCUUACAACGAGAAGUUUCCAAGAACCCGAAGCCCAUGUGUACGAGCAAGUGUUGAAUGGUCCGUGGGAAUUAAAUAAGUACAACCUAAUACUGACCACGGAAAAACUAGGACAUGGUCAAUUCGGCAUGGUGAAGAAGGGAUAUGUGAAGAAGGAUAGAGACAAUAGGAUCAAUGUGGCUGUCAAAUCAUUGAAAUCAACUGCUUCAGAGAAGGAUAAGACCGAUUUCAUCAAUGAACUAAACAUAUUAAAGAAGGUCGGCCACCACCCUAACGUUGUGUGUUUGGUUGGCGCUUGUCACAUCCAAGGAACAAUGUACGUUGCCAUGGAAUAUGCAAAGAAUGGGGAUUUAAGAAGCUAUCUUAGAAAAAUCCGGAAGGGUAAAUUUCAUAUAUACGACAAUACAAGUUCCAUCACGCCCGUGCAAAAUUCUGUCCUCCUCAAAUUUGCAUUGGACGUGGCAUCAGGUCUUAACCACCUGGUAGAGAAACAGAUAAUCCAUCGCGACGUAGCAGCCAGAAAUGUUCUCCUAGACGACAACCUCAUCGCCAAGGUGGCAGACUUUGGCCUGUCUAAGCACGACGAUACCUACAUCAAAACAUCAAAUACAAGAGUACCAGUAAGAUGGCUAGCGCCGGAAUCUCUCUUCAAUGCUACGUAUACCACACAGAGUGACGUGUGGUCGUUCGGUAUACUGCUGUGGGAGAUAUUUUCCCUGGGCGGUACCCCCUAUCACGGUCUGGAGACACAGCAGAUGUGUAACCUCCUCAAGCAGGGCUUCCGACUCCGGCGACCAAAGAAGUGCGAACCAGCCAUGUACGCAAUGAUGCUGCAGUGUUGGAAUGAACGACCAAUGAGCCGACCGCAAUUUUCGGAGUUAUGUUUGAGAUUACAACGCAUGGUGGAGGACAGUCAGAUUUACAUGAACUUGGAUGUCAACGAAGGAAACCAUUAUGCUGAAAUCGACAGUGUACGAUAGCAUUGCGAUGCCAAUCCACCUGUGUCUGUAAAGAUUUUGUGAUCUAUAGUUCCGUGCUCCUACAAGGACGCCGUAACGUUUCUUUGCAAAUAUAUUGUAAUCUCAUAAUAUGGUAAAAAAGACAGCGUACCAUAUGAAGACAUGCAUAUGCUACUUCCAAUUAUGGAGCCCCAGUCUUUGCGCCUGUGCACGACUGUAUACGUAGGUCACACUACACUUGUAGUUCCGAUGAAGAACGUUUAGCUUUAAGCAAACGUAUAUACAAUUAGAGGGCACACUUCACUUGCAGUUCAAUGAAGGAGGCUCAGUAUAUCGGCAUACGUACGCGUACGACUGAUGGAAGAUACACUUGUUCAAAUUAAGGAGUGAUGUCUUUGGUGUUUUUUUCGAUUUGCAAUUUUCGAGGCAAUUCCAGUCGAUGAUGGAGUUGGGAGAGAACGAGUGUCUAGGCCUUAAAUACUGUUUGUCUUUCAAUAUUUCAAUAGGUCUUCACUUGUAACUUGUAGUUGUACAGAACAAGCAUGUUAAAAUCAUAACAAUCAAUGAAUGAAUGAAGACAUCUUCAAACUGUGUAAUCGGAUUUCGCUGAUUAAUCGACGUUCUGCCGGUAGACGAUACUACCACAAGCUAACCAAUUAACACAAAUCGUCUUUAUCAUGAGUCAAGUUUACGGAAUAUCUUGAUAUUCGUGUUGUUUUCUGGAUAUAUAUAUAUAUAUAUAUGUAUUCCCCGCACACUAAUGGAUUGGGCUGUUUGUCUUUCCACAUUCUGUGUUUUCUCCACAUACUUUGUUAACCUGGUGGGUAUCUUGGACAAGGGAAAUUUUCAUUAUUGCACUAGAAUUUAUAUUGAAAUUAGUUCAUUAUCAGAAAAAAAAAGAUGUACAUAUAUAUUGUCUAUUUUAUAACCUGGUGUAAUAUUUUGUAAAUGAUCCACUUUAUUUAUUAUGCAUAUUAUUGCAUAUAAGGAGUAAUUAUAUCAGUAGAGGUUUUAAAUACAUGUAUUUAAAAGGAUGCUAAUUGCCCAAUGUUUACGUUUCCAAAAUAAAAUUGUUUAUUUAUAUAUA